This is a messenger RNA of Toxotes jaculatrix (banded archerfish), 1605 nucleotides long. RefSeq names its product MID1 interacting protein 1a (gene mid1ip1a). The record is from RefSeq and is a predicted model, not a curated record. The coding region runs from base 266 to 757 and encodes 163 amino acids. Gene Ontology annotation, biological process: regulation of lipid biosynthetic process. NCBI's taxonomy places the organism in Eukaryota, Metazoa, Chordata, Actinopteri, Toxotidae. The transcript has a single exon. Gene Ontology annotation, cellular component: cytosol.
CCCGUCUCCACGCACAUAAGAACGAACGAGAAGAGCACAAACACUCAACGAAAGGGAAACUCAAGAACCGUGCUCAUCUACCAGCGCAACUCGCCUGACUCACAGGACAGCCAAUCCCCGCAGCGGCUUUACAGACAAGCAGCCGCUUCCUUAAGCCGAUCAGUCCUGAAUCAAAGCAGGGCAUUCAGAAGAGAACAAACGAGACAAGAAACACGGAUCUUCGCUUUCACUUCUGUUCCUGAAGGACAAAAAAACUUUCGCCAAGAUGAUGAUGCAGCUGUCAGAAACCCCCAACCAGAAAAACUCUCUCUUCAAUGCCAUGAACCGCUUUAUCGGCGCCGUGAACAACAUGGACCAGACCAUCAUGGUGCCCAGCCUGCUGCGGGAUGUCCCAUUUGAUGAGGACAGGGAGAUGAGCUCCCUGAAAUCGGACGAGGACGAGGGGGACAUGUAUAGCUACUACCAGCAGCUCAAGUCCAUCCGCAGGGACAUCGAGUGGGGGGUCCGGUGCGCCGCAGCCGAUGAGAGGCGCAAGGAGAGCAUGAAGAUCACCCGCGUGAACUCGUCCGCGUCCACCUCCUCCUCCGCAUCCUCAUCGUUCUCCGAGGAGGACGAAGAGGAGGACGAAGAUCUGGAGAAGCAGUUCCAGUACCAUCUGACCGGGCUGCAAGGGGUGUUGUCCAAGCUCACGCAGCAGGCCAACUCUCUGACCAAACGCUACAAACAGGAGAUUGGCAUCGGAGGAUGGGGGCACUAAGGUCGGAGCCCACAGAAACUGAAAGCUUAGAUUUUUUUCUUGGACUGGCUGAACUGACUUGUCAACAGGCCUUAUUGCUGCUGCUGUGACUACUGAUGAAAUUUAUGGACAAACAUUUGAAUGGUAGGGGCAAAAGGCGGCUCGUUUAUUUCCAUAGGCCUACGUGGUGUUGGUCUACUCUGUGGUAUUGACUGUCGAUGUGUUGAUCUUGUAGAAAGCAUUUGUGUACUUAACACCAAACCCAUAUGUUUUGCACUCCAGAGUGUUGUACACACCAUGCAUUCAUUUCCUGUGAUACACAGAUGAAACGUAUUUAAAUCUUUAUUUAAUGUAUAAUUUAUUACCUCAUUUACUACCGUUUGAGAGUCAACUGUUAUUUCAAAGUUGGAGAAGAAGAAGUGGACUCCAUGAACAACAGGACCGGUCAUUUGAACUGCCCUUCUGAGGGGGAUACUGACACAAGAUUCAGCGUCCUGUCUGGGAUGCUGAUGAUGUUAGUGCGUUCAGAUGCAUUUGUCUGUGUGUGACCAGUGCUCCUUCAAAUCUGAUGUGUCUGUGUCUUUAAAUUGUGCUUUGCAGGGAAGGAGGCAGAUGCUUAUUUCAGCUGCCUAUGAUCUCCUAAUGUCCUACAUGGUCAAUGAACUGGAAUCAACUGAUAAUUCUUCUGCAUAGAGAAUAAUGAUGGUUUCCAUGAGAUGCAUUGUUGUUAUUGUCUUUUGUCUGCUACUACUGAGGUAUUACUGGAGAUGUCCGUCUGCCCAAAUUAGCCAGUGCUUUUGUAUGCACCUUCUGCACCAUUUUUGUACUGAUAAUAUUUGUUUCUAAAAUAAAACUUUUAUAUGAAUGUA